Molecule: messenger RNA, 2091 nt
Organism: Somion occarium
Lineage: Eukaryota; Fungi; Basidiomycota; Agaricomycetes; Polyporales; Cerrenaceae
Source: the annotation of a GenBank genome assembly
GCUUUUCGCCAGGUCAUUCCCCAACCACGAAGAACCACGCGGUCAAUCGAGUGGUAAAGCGUGCGUCAACCCACCUAAUAUCUUCCAUAGCUCUUCAAGGAGCCCGGGAACGUGCCUGCAGGAGCAGAAACAUUAGGGAUCAAGCAGUUUCUAUGAUGUCUCUUCUUGUGCUGCCUCCAGAAGUGACCGAUAUUGUCAUUGGACAUCUGCACAAUGACAAGGCAUCUCUAGCAUCGUGCUCUCUCGUAUGCAAAGCCUUAACACCGACUUCCCAAUCCUACAUCUUCCGCUCCAUCGUUUUUUGUUACAAUCCCAUGUCAUCUUCAACAUCAAGCUCGAAGUUUUUUGAAUUGGUUCAAGCAUUCUUCCAUACGCAGGAUACUGCUACAAAGAGGCAUGAAAUCCGAGAGUUCACCAUCGUGGGGGAAGGAGGACUCGGACGCCAUGGCCCCAGUGUCGAUGAUGAUCGGAUCAUUCCCAUCUCCUUAGUUCACUCUGUAUUACAGGAGUUGCCCAAUCUACGCGUAUUCAGGCUCCUCCGAUUCAACCUACCGCCUCUGUCUCUCAUUCCUUCCUGCGAGAGACCACCCCGUCGACAGCUCUCUGAACUCGACUUUCGUAGUCAUGCGGUGUCGCUGUCUACACUCUCUGCCUUCCUAUGCUACUUUGAGGAAGUGAAUCAUCUCAAGGUGUCCUUGAUAGGCUGCACGGACGAUAUUGGCACCACAGCGUCAGGAUCCGUAAACGGCGACGUCCUUCCUCAGAUUUCACGACUUUCCAUUUCUGGAUGGAAAACAUACCGAUUACUCAGACAUUUGCUUACCCCAAAUUCAACCCUCACCUCCUUAAGGUUGAAUAUAUUCGAUACAGGACCUGCUACAGAAGAUAUUGGCGCAUUCAUCCGUGUAGCUGGAACGAAGUUGGAGUAUUUGCACAUAACCCUACCUACACUGUACAGUGACGUGUCGCUAGUGGAUAGAUACAACGUAUCAUCGUGUGUCAAGCUCGUUGAACUUUCCUUGGCCCUCGUGCUCGAUCUCGACUGCCUCCAACGCCCUCAGACUACCAAUUGGGAUUGUAUGAUAUCCCUUCUAUCUGCUAUCCCAACUCCUCUCAAUCUUCGCCAAUUUACAUUCACAUUGUCCUUCGUUGGAUCGGUCCGGGAUCAACGUAUUUCUUCACUUCAGGUUUACGAUUGGGGUCUUAUGGACCAAGCCCUUGCGAGAUUCCGAGAUUUGGAACGUGUCGCGUUCUUGGGUGCAGAGGAUGGACUUGUAGGUCUCCUUGGGGAUCUACGGGAUUUCAUCACCGAACACCUGCCGAUUCUCUCCGCUGCACUGGGGGAACGAUUGGUGCUUCUGUAGAAUGAUCGUAUUUCUCCAUUUGCUUGUGUACGCGUUGACGGACGGAUUUAACUUUGCAUCUAGCAUCACAGUCCUCGAUCUCUUCUAAAACACCAUCCUCGAGUGUGUUCCAGAGUUAGCAAAAGCAUUUCGGGUCGGGAUUGUGUUGUACCUCUCAUCCCCGAAAUCUUAUUAUAUCCCCUCCGUCAGCCCAAUCUCUCAUUUUCCCUCUACAGGGUAGGCUCGAGCAUGCGGUUGACCAGUGAACUACCAUAACUGGACAAUUCUUGGAAACAGAGAGCUGGAAGAGCGAAAUGCGACAAGAACAUGCUAGGUUCCAAACGCCGCUUCGUAUGCCAUGGUGUAACCGGCAUUCAGCUUCGUGAGAAACCCUAUAUAUUUGAUGUGCCUUGCGUGGUGAUUGAGCCUAAACAUUGCCCACGAAGGCAGGUUGUCUGAGGAACUGGUGAUAAAGGUUUCAUUAGAUGGAGAAGAAUCUCAGACAAAAUAUUCAUACAAAAGUGGUGAAGCCGUUCUUCCCACAUGUUGACCACAGGUCAAACGGCAGAGUCUUCGAAGCGUGCCAUAUUUUUGGUUGGCCCUUUCAUAGUAGGCACAGGACUUGCUUGAGCAGGGAAGCUUCUGUGCGACAUUUUAUUUGCCGUGUAACAUCUCGAGGAUUACAUAUUCGAGGAGCUCCUCUGGAGUUCCUGGCACAAUGAAACAGUGACAUAUGUAUAUAUAUCCG